GGGGCAUGUGACGCCUCGGCACUCGCCCUAAACUACAACCCCCAGAAUGCUCCUCGAAGGCUAUGACGUCCUGGGCGGGGUUCGAACAGAAGUAAAGAAACCCGUUCGGAUGGAAAAGCCGUUGGGGAGCGUUAACGGCCACCGAACGUUCGGAGGGAGCAAGAUCUAAACUAUGCUGAAAGGCACCAAGGAGACAACUCCCCGACUCCAUAAGCCCCCGGCUGCUGCUUGCGAGAAGUUCUCCGUCCUCUCCGAGCAGAACCAAAAAGCCUGCCCAAAGAACUUAGUGCAGCUUCUUCCUCUUGAAAUCUGCCUGAAGAUUUUUGGCCAACUGGACCUUCGGAGCUUAUGCAAUGCUGCGAUGACUUGCCGAAGUUGGAACUGCACCCUGGAAUCUUGCGAUCAUUUGUGGAAGCAUCAUUGCUUAAGCGUAAGGGCCGUCUGUCAGCGAGAGAUCGACGGGGACAGAAGCGACGGGUACUCGUGGAAGGUCACACUGGUGAGAAACUACCGGAAAAGCAAAGUGAAGCGUGACUGGUUGAGCGGAAAAUAUAGCAACAUACGUUCCCGCAGUAGCUUGCCAGAGAAGAGCAUGUAUCCCAUGGAUGCGGAUACCUGGGGAGAGAUCCUCGAAGCAGAGCUGGAACGAUAAGAAGCCCAACUCAGGAAAAAAUAGUGGAACUGCUUAGUACAAAUGUCGAGUUGCCUACUGUAUUUAACAUCCGUUCAGGGCCAGGUAGAAAACGACAGCUCUGUGAAUCUUUGACGUUUAGCACUUUUGGAACUUCUUCUUCGUUGUUGUUUUUUUUCUUCUUUGUCGGAAAGGUUUUGAUGCAGGGUUUAUCUUUUUAGUUUACUGUUCCAAGGACUCGCUUCUUGGACUUGCUCCCGAUGCACUUUAAAGAAUGACUCAUAUUUUAAAA
Heteronotia binoei (common prickly gecko) is the source of this 923-nucleotide messenger RNA. It is a transcript of the gene FBXO48, whose product is annotated as F-box protein 48. The transcript has 3 exons. The record is from RefSeq and is a predicted model, not a curated record. Gene Ontology annotation, biological process: SCF-dependent proteasomal ubiquitin-dependent protein catabolic process. Bases 173 to 652 code for a protein of 159 amino acids. Gene Ontology annotation, molecular function: protein binding. Gene Ontology annotation, cellular component: SCF ubiquitin ligase complex. NCBI's taxonomy places the organism in Eukaryota, Metazoa, Chordata, Lepidosauria, Squamata, Gekkonidae.